ACUGGAGCUUCUUUGGAAUUCAUGAACUCUUGGAUAUUGUGGGGUUUUUUUCACCUCCAAAAAGAAAAACUCCACUUUUGGGAGGAUAUGAGGCAGCGUGCAUCCUGGACAAGCGGUUCGAACUAUUCUUGCCCUGUUUGAUGGGGGAACGCUUAAUGCAUGCUCGCCAUGGCUUAUUAUCCUUUCCAAGCGCAGCGACCGGAUGCCUUGCCCUUGCCAUCCUUUCUUUCCGCCUCACAAGUCUCCUUUCCUCCCACGCUGUGUAUCCCGGCCGUGGCGUCCCGCUCCGAGGUUGAGCCAGAGCAGGUGGGCUCCGAGGCGGGACUGCACGCGGCUCUGAGCCGGCAGCACCAAGCUGCCCAGUUGCGCUCCUUGAAGAACCCGCAGCCAGGGGACGGGUUGUGCGAUGAUCCCAAAGUCACUCUGGAAUCACAGGAUUUAUGGAACCAAUUCCACAAAAUGGGAACGGAGAUGGUUAUUACUAAAUCGGGACGAAGGAUGUUCCCACCUUUCAAAGUCAACGUUGAUGGACUUAAUAAAGCAUCCAAAUACAUCUUACUAAUGGACAUUGUCACUGUUGAUGACUUUCGUUAUAAGUUUCACAAUUCCCACUGGAUAGUAGCUGGAAAAGCGGACCCGGAGAUGCCGAAGCGCAUGUACAUUCAUCCUGACAGUCCGUCCAAGGGAGAACAGUGGAUGAGCAAGCCAGUUGCAUUCCAUAAACUGAAACUCACCAAUAAUAUAUCGGAUAAACAUGGAUUUACAAUUUUGAAUUCAAUGCAUAAAUACCAGCCCAGAUUUCAUAUUGUGAGAGCCAACGACAUCAUGAAACUUCCAUACAGCACGUUCAUGACGUAUGUUUUCCCGGAGACUGAAUUUAUUGCUGUCACUGCAUAUCAAAAUGAGAAGAUUACCCAGCUAAAAAUUGACAACAACCCAUUUGCCAAAGGAUUCAGGGACACGGGAAACGGGAGACGAGAAAAGAGGAAUAAUCCUUUAAACAUCUCUCCGCCGGAUGAGAACAAAACAUACUGUGCUGAUUCUGAUGACUCAUGGGAACAGCCCAGAACCAGUGACCCGUUUCACUCCCCUCAAGAAUCAUGGGCUGUGACAUCCAUGCCAACCUGUCAAGAUGAGAACAACACUGGAAGUGAUUCAGAUAUUGAGCUACAAGGUGAGGAUGAUGGUCAAGCCGGCCAUUCUCGGACGGAAUCUUCAUUUCGGCUGAUGGUGAAGAGUAACAAGAAGGAGCCGGCAAUGUUGAGUAAGAAGUUUUCCAUGGAGAGUGAAUCCCCACAAAGCUGCGGGAGUAAAAUAAAAGAUGCCACAUCCCGUAUGUUAUUGGAAGCACAGAGCUCUCCAUCAUUCAGUGCCGGACAUCUACAGACGGUUGCUCUGUCCAACAGCCAGCAGUGUCUUGAGCUUGGACCAUCGUUGAUGUUUCACCAGGGACAGAUGUUGAUGAAAACGGGGGCUAUUCAGUCUACAUCUAUGGGAAAUCUAUUGUCCUCUUUCUCAGGAGUAAAUGGUGGUGUAUCUUCUCAAAACACCACCUCGCCAUCUCCGUUUAUGUUUCAGCUGUCACAGCAGGUGUUGGUACCACAGGGACUUUCGCUACCACCUUUUGGAGGAUUGCUUUCAUACCCAUGGAGCUACUUGACAUCACCUGCCGCAAUGAAUUCACCGCUCCCAACUAGUUCCACAACAUCAGCGUUUCUAAGAAACCGCACUUUUCACAGUGCUUUACCAUGGUUGCGGAUGAGCCCCUAUCAGAUCCCAGCUUCUGCCAUAUCAAGCCAAAAGUUGCUGACAGCAAGUUUGAACUCGAAUGAAUUUGAACAUAAACUGUACAGUCGAGGGAAUAGUCCAGGGUCUGAUAAUCACACCAAUGGCAAGUCCGGAAGUGAGCAGAUUGUCUCACUAAAAAAUGUUCACGUUUCCUCUGAUGGACUCCAAAACAUUCAAAAUGUUGUGUUUGAUAAAUCAGUUACUCUAUAACUAUGAUCACCUCUGAGUGAAACUCUGGAUCAGAGUCAACUUUUUUUCAGCUGAUUUGAACUUCUAGCAAUCACAGAUUAGUUUGUGGGAACCAUUCAUUGUAAAUCCAAGAUUUACCACUAUUUAUUCUUAAUUAUAUAGAUGACACCUGCCUGUUUAUGUAAAUAUAAUUGUUUUUGUCUUUUUUUUUUUAAAUCGCACUUUGUAAAAUACCCAUCUUGAAAAAAAUUCAAACAUAUAAUGUCAUGAUCAAAAUUGCCAAAGUUGUGAAGUCAUUUGAUCACCUGUCACCUGUACAUGUUUACAUUGUUUUGAUAUAGCAGAGAAACACUAUGCACAUAUUAGCAAACUCAGGAUACUUAUUGUGUGUGUUUUCACAAA
Messenger RNA from Syngnathus typhle (broad-nosed pipefish), 2379 nucleotides. RefSeq names its product T-box transcription factor TBX2b-like. Gene Ontology annotation, molecular function: DNA-binding transcription factor activity, RNA polymerase II-specific; RNA polymerase II cis-regulatory region sequence-specific DNA binding. Gene Ontology annotation, biological process: cell fate specification; positive regulation of DNA-templated transcription; regulation of transcription by RNA polymerase II. Bases 160 to 1998 code for a protein of 612 amino acids. The record is from RefSeq and is a predicted model, not a curated record. Gene Ontology annotation, cellular component: nucleus. The transcript is spliced from 7 exons. Lineage: Eukaryota; Metazoa; Chordata; Actinopteri; Syngnathiformes; Syngnathidae.